Hypanus sabinus (Atlantic stingray) is the source of this 1972-nucleotide messenger RNA. Its product is annotated as NACHT, LRR and PYD domains-containing protein 3-like. NCBI's taxonomy places the organism in Eukaryota, Metazoa, Chordata, Chondrichthyes, Myliobatiformes, Dasyatidae. Bases 72 to 1262 code for a protein of 396 amino acids. The transcript is spliced from 5 exons. The record is from RefSeq and is a predicted model, not a curated record. Gene Ontology annotation, cellular component: cytoplasm. Gene Ontology annotation, molecular function: protein binding.
UUUACAACAUCCUGAAAAACCACGGCCGUGAGAUUGAGAACCCCCGUGAUGUGUUACUCAGGGUUGGUCAGAUGGCCUUCAGAGGAGUGUCCGAGAGGAAGAUUGUGUUUACAGAUGGAGAUUUGAUCAAGUACAAUCUGCAGCCUUCCCAAUUCCUGUCUGGAUUCCUGAUGGAGCUUUUGGAGAGAGAGGAUUCUGCCCGGUGUGUGGUGUACACAUUCCCACACCUCACCAUCCAAGAGUUUGUAGCUGCAGUCGCACAAUUCCUGAAACCACAUCCCGGGGAUAUCCUUAAAUUCCUCACUGAAGUCCACAACACGACAGAUGGGCGAUUUGAGGUUUUUCUCCGUUUUGUUGCUGGUCUCUCCUCCCCAAUGACAGCUCGGGGCCUGGAGGAGUUUCUGGGUCCAUUUCCUCAUCAAACGACCUGCCGGGUGAUUGACUGGGUGAACGAGGAGAUUAAACGCCAGAGUGGAAACACAUGGAGUGAAGCUGGUAAAAGGAGCCUCUUGAACACAUUACACUACCUGUUUGAGUCUCAGAAUCGUGGACUGGCUCAGGCCGCACUGGGAUCUGUGGAAACACUUCCAUUCAGUGAAAUGACACUGACCCCGAUUGACUGCGCGGUCCUGUCUCAUGUCUUCGGACUCUGUGAUACAAUAAAACAGCUCGACCUGGAGAUCUGCCACAUUAAGUAUGAGGGAAUACAGCGGCUGGGACCUGGGUUGCACAAGUGCCAGGAGUUGAGACUAGGUGGUAAUAAACUGGGAGAUUCAGGAGUGAAACUGGUGUCUGCGGCUCUGAGGAACCCGGAGUGUAAAAUACAGAAACUGUGGCUGAGGGAUGUUGGUCUCAUGGACUCUGGUGCCGAGGAUUUCGCCUCCGCUCUCAGUACAAACACAUCACUGACGGAGCUGAACCUGGGUGGUAAUCAACUGGGAGAUUCAGGAGUGAAACUGGUGUCUGUGGCUCUGACGAACCCGGAGUGUAAAAUACAGAAACUGUGGCUGGAGUUUGUCGAUCUCACAGAUUCUGGUGCUGAAGAUCUCGCCUCCGCUCUCAGUACAAACCCAUCACUGAAGGAGCUGGACUUGGGAUUCAACUUGCUGACAGACCGAUCUGUCCCCGCUCUCCGCCGCCUCAUACUGACCCUCCCGAAUCUGGAGCAGAUUGUGCUGUGGUGGAAUCGGUUCAGUGAGACCGGGAGGAAGGAAGCGGGAUCUCUGCGGAGAGUCAGACCCAGACUGAGAGUGUAUCUGUGAACAGCUGGAAGUGUGAACAUCACCACCCGGGGCUUAGGUACACUUUGGCCGAUUCCCUGCCCUCUAACUCCCCCCUCCAAUUUAACACCCGCCCUCCCCUUUAACUCCUGCCAUUACCUUUAAUGACUGCGCGCCGGGGUAAUUCCCAACGGUUUUAACGGAACCAGCUCCAGUCUUGCGCUCGGUUACAUCGGAUGCGGUCCCGCAGUGACGUAUUUCCGCCUGUUGUCCUGCAGCACAGCUUCCGCUGGAUAUGCAGGUUUGUGACUCCCUCUCGUGAGACCCCGGGGAAUUACACAGACAGGAAGGGCCCAGGGGCAGGGGCUCAGUCUGGGACACCAGUGUCCCGGGGUGGGAUUAUCCCAGGAGAGAAUCCUUUUGCUCCCUUUGCUGAAGACAGUGCAUUCUGCAGCCUGGCCGAUAUAAUGAUGUUAAAUUGACAAAUCCCUCAGGAGUGACCCUGGAUCUGUAGCGAUCUCGGUCACUGUCCUGAAGUGUGAUUUUAUAAACAUCGGUUCCCCGAUGCAGAGUGACGGUGAGAAACGGGACUGAUUAUUCAAACUGUCACUCGUUGCCACUGGUCGGUUAAUUGUGUGACUGUGAGUGAGUCAGGAGCAGCUUAUUUAUACCCGCACGUCAGCAGCUCACACAUCGUUUAAUUUACAUUUGUCAUGAUCAAACCAAUAAACCGCUGUAACUUCCUGUCCUGG